AUGGAAGGAUUGGCGCGUGUUUUUCUCGUUGGCGGCAAUUCAAAAGCUGUUCGUUUUGAUGAGCAAACUACUGUAGAGGUAAUCAUUUUUGAAUUUUAUUAUUUGAAAAAAAAACAUAUAUAUCUGGAAUUCCAGUUUGUGUUUAUAUGUAUUUAUAACAAAUUUAUUUUUCAUCAACAACAAUUGUCGUCAAAAAUCAACAGACACUCAUUUUGAGAGAUAGAUUUUAUUAUUUUUUUCACAGACCUUGAUUUUACACUUAUAAAAAGUAUAACACUGAAAAAAUGGACACAUUUGAAAAAAAUCUUGUCGAAAAUAAAAAUGAAACAAAUGAAACAAAAUAAAUUUUCGACGUGAACUGUUUUAUUGGACAAUUCCAUUUCUUAUAUUAUUCAUCUAAAUUCUUCUGCGAGAAAUCUUGGAAUUUUUGGAUGAAAACUAUUUAUAAACAAGAAAAUAAAUAUUGUCAUAAAAUUUUAUUCACAUAUAAAUGCGAUUUUCUUCCCUUUCACGCGUAUGCGAAAAGAAAAAAAACUCAAAUAAAAUUUCCAGCGGGUAAUUCAAGUGGUCGCCAGAGGAAUUGGUAUAUCUCAAGUAGCUGUUGCUCAUUUCGCACUUCGUCUUGUUACUGGUCCAUCUCCACAGACCGCAGGUUCAGGAGAUUCAUUAUGGCUUCAUCCAUUGCUCAGAAUAGUGCAAAUGCCUCAUAUUUAUUCAAAACAUUUGCCAAUUGGAGUAUCGGAUGAAAUAAAGUGAGUUACCAAAAAAAAAGACAAAAAUUGUCUGAUCUCGGGCGGGCUCGAACCGCCGGCCUUCUGUGUGUUAGACAGAUGUGAUAACCACUACACCACGAGAUCGCAUGUUGAACCCAGUCUUCUUCUCAUAUUUAUAAUGUGUGUGCGACUCUUUUUCUCUACCUCUGCCUGGAGGCAAUGAAUGUGUGUGUUUUUGCAGAAUGGAACUACGAAUGAGGUUUAUGCCACAAAGUGUGUAUGAAUUGCAAGUUACCGAUUCGAAUGCUUUCAUUUAUUUACACGAACAGGUUUGUUGAAUACUGUAUUUAAAAAACUAUCUUCCAAAUAAAUUGUUUCAGGUGGUAGAAGAAUUUUUCAAUCAUGUAGCUUGGAGAUUUUCUGUCGAUGUUGCACUCGAAGUUUCUGCUCUAAAAGUUUGUCGAGAAUUUGCAGAACAUAAAAGAGAAGCCGAAUUAAGUGAUGUGGAUUUAGAAGCUUGUAUUCAAACACUUAUUCCAAAUGUUCUCCAUAAUCCAAGUAUUAAACAUAGUCAACUCAAAAAACAGUUUGCUGCAUUUAUAAAAAAGUUUUCUUCAACUUCACAAAAUGAAUCAAUAAUAAGAAGUCUUGCUCUUCUUUUGGAUGUUGUCAAAUUCGAUAUUGAAGUAUUCAAAGCGAGUCUUGGAACAGGAUGGUCUAAUCCAGUUGAAUUAGUUGUUGGACCACAUACUGGAUUAGCUUAUCGACUUAACGAAAGAUGUGAUGUAAGUAUAAAAAAACAACAAAACGAGUAAUUGGAAAAAUAGUAAUAUUUAUUCAGACUUCUCGUUUAAUCGAACUUCGAACAAUUUGUGAUAUUUCAUAUCGUAAAAUGGAAAAAAGUUCUGAAAAAACACUUAUUCAACUAAAAUUAUCAGGAGGUGCUCAACCAGUUAUGAUAACAUUAUCAACAGAAGAAAUGGCGCAUUCUUUGGCUCAUCUUUUAGAUGGUUAUCAAAUUUUAUAUAAUCAAAGAGAUAGUGUUUUUAGAAUUAAAGGAAUCGAAAGAUGUCAAUCUUUAGUUAUAAAUGGUAUUCCAUCUUCAUUACAAAAAGCCAAUAGUGUUCAAGGUAUUCAUUUAUUUUUGAUGGAAUAAAUAAAGAAAAACUAUUUUUUCAGUUGAUAAUGAUAUACGAAUUCGAAGAGAAUUAAUAACUUUGAAAGAUUUGAUUGGUGGAGGACAAUUUGGAAAUGUAUAUAAGGCAAUUUAUCAAAAUCCAGAAACUGAUGAAAAAAUGACAGUUGCUGUAAAAGUUUGCAAAACUGAUGCCGAACCUGCUGAUACACAACUUAUUCUCCAAGAAUCAAGUUAGUUUUUCAAAAGUACAGUAGUCCUCAAAAUCCAAAAAAAACGUUAGUUUUUAAAAAACUACAGUAGACCUGAAUAUCGAAAAAGACAAAGUUAGUUUCUGAAAUACAGUAAUUUUUUAAUUUCCAACAAAAAAAAAUGAAUUUCAGGUCUAAUGCGUAAUUUUCGUCAUGCUCAUAUAAUAUCAUUAAUUGGUGUUUGUGUUGAUAGUCCAAUGUGGCUUGUUAUCGAACUUGCUCCAUUUGGAGAAUUACGAGAAUAUUUACAACAAGAAAAGGAUUGGCUACCAAACAAAACCCUUAUAUUAUUUUGUUCUCAAAUCUGUGAUAGUCUUGUUUAUUUGCAUUCAACUCGAUUUGUUCAUCGCGAUAUUGCAGCUCGAAAUAUUUUAGUUUGCUCUCCUCAAUGUGUUAAACUAGCUGAUUUUGGAUUAUCUCGUGCACUUGAUUAUGAUGCUGUUUAUACAGCUUCUCGAGGAAAAUUACCAAUAAAAUGGUUGGCACCAGAAUCCGUAAAUUAUAGACAAUUUAGUAUGGCAUCAGAUGUUUGGAUGUACGGAGUUUGUGUUUGGGAAAUAUUUUCACUCGGUAUAAAACCUUGGAUUGGUGUAUCAAAUGCUGAUGUUAUAAUGCAUAUUGAACAAGGUGCACGUCUUCAAUGUCCCGAUAAAUGUCCGCCAUCUUUUUAUAAUUUUCUAAGAAAUCGAAUUUGGGCAAUCGAACCACAUAAAAGGCCAACUAUUGAUCAAAUAUUUGGAAUUGUUUGUGAUGUCAAAAGACAAAUUGACAGAAAUUUUGAAAAUGAUCAGAUUUUUGUUGGAAAAUGUGUCAAUGUGAGUGUUGAUCUACAUUUUUAUUUUUUCAAUCAAAUAAUUCAUUUGUUUUUCAGCCAGCUGGUGUUAUCGUUGCUGAAAUGUCAAGUCUUCCAUCUUUAACACUUUAUAGAACAAUGGAAGAACAAAAAAGACAAGCGGAAGAAAAUGAAAAAUGGUUGGAAAAUUCAGAAGGUGAAGAAGAAGAGGAAGAUCUUCAAAGUUCUGAAGCAUCAUCUUCGGUUGAAGGAUUAUAUGAUAAAACAAAAGAGCUUCGAAAAUCAGUUGAUGGUGUUUGUGAUGCUGUAACUCGUCUUCAAAAUUCUUUCAAUAAUCUAACACAUAAUGAUGAUUUUCUACAUUUUGUUAAAGAUGUGACAAGUCAUCUUCGAGAAAUGUUAACUUUUGCAUCAAAUUUAUCACCAAAAACUGCAACACAAAGAACUGAAGUUGAUAUGACAAAAACAUUGAUUGCAAAUGAUAUGAAACAAAUGAGUCGAGUUAUGUCAAAACUUCAAACUGCAAAAGAUGAAUCAUUUAAUAGUUUACGUCGAGAUGUUGUUCGAAUUUGCGGAGAACUUGCUGUAAAUUGCACAACACUUCAUCUUCAAUUAACCGCUAAUCCUUCACUUGAAAAUCAAUUUUCAGCAUUACUCACAAAUUGUUGA
Messenger RNA from Caenorhabditis angaria, 3561 nucleotides. The record is from the annotation of a GenBank genome assembly. Lineage: Eukaryota; Metazoa; Nematoda; Chromadorea; Rhabditida; Rhabditidae.